UCGCGAAAGUGUGCAAAACGUCAACAACAACUAUUUUGCCAGACGCAACAAAACCCGAAAGUUAUCCGUAGAGUUGUUUUCUCCGAUCGCGAUCUUCCCGAUCCCGAAUAAAGCGAAAAAAAAAAUGACCAACGUCACGGUGGUGUUCGAGUACGAAGAGCCGGAGUACUGCCGGCUGUGUUUGGCCAAGCAAACCAACGAUAACGACCUCACGAUGAUCGAGUCGGACACGCACGGGAUCAUCCGGGAGUUGCUGCAGAUUCAGCUGGACAAAACCGACUCGGACGCGUUCAUCUGCUCGACGUGCGUGGAGAGUCUGGAGGAGUUCCACAGCUAUCGUACCCGGUGUCGACGGAACAACGUGGCGCUGCAGAAGAAGGCCGAGGAGCGCAAAAAGCAGCAGAUUGAGCUCGCCAAGAGCGCCAUCGCCAACACGAACGUGCUGGACCAGGUCAAGGACGGCGAACCGAUCCGGGUGGUGAUCCGGAUGAACGCCGAGGGCAAGGCCAGCGUGCGGUUGCAGGUCCACUCAAAGCCGCAGAUAAAAACGGAAGAGGUUCCUCCAGCGGAGGUCGAAGCGGAACCAAGCACGAGCACGGCCAGCACCAGCAAAGCAACGACUCCAACCAUUCCGGCCGUGUCGGAGAAGGACGGCAAAUCACCACCCCAGAAGCUGAUCCGGCUGCCGAUGCAGCCGUUCUACUUCUACAAAGCGACGGCCAAGUCCAGCUACGGGUUGAUCUACGGCGGCUACCGGUACUGCGCCUCCGUGCCGCGAAAGCAGCACGUCUACUGGAUGUGCGAACAGCGCAAGACGCACCGCUGCCAGGCGGUCGUUCUGGUGAACAAGAUCUACACCGAGUUUCUGCUCAACUGUGGACACAACCACGAUCCGCCCCAGGUUGGGACCCAGCAGGUGUACAAGGCGGCCGAGGUACUGCCGUACGUGAUGAAGAGCGAACGGGCCCGGGAAGAGCAACUCGCGCGAAACGUUGAGCUCAGAACAUACAGCAGAAAAAAGGUCGUCAAAGAGGAAGACUACACGUCCGAGGAUGACGAUGAGGAGUACUCGUCGGGCGAUGAUUCCGAUGCGGUUCCCGCGGAAGUAAAGAAAGAAGACUCUGAAGAUGAGGAGGAAGAGGCGAAGCCACCGGCCAGCGAUGCAGCUGAAGCGACGAGUCCGGUGGCGGUCAAAAAGGAGCAGGUUGACGACGGGGACGAAUGUAUGUACAUAAUUGCGGAGUUGACGUAAGAUUUACGAUGUUAUUCCUUUUAUUCAUCUGAAAAAAUAAAACUAUUAAUCAAA
This is a messenger RNA of Culex quinquefasciatus (southern house mosquito), 1306 nucleotides long. RefSeq lists its product as uncharacterized. The transcript is spliced from 3 exons. The coding region runs from base 125 to 1252 and encodes 375 amino acids. Gene Ontology annotation, cellular component: nucleus. The record is from RefSeq and is a predicted model, not a curated record. NCBI's taxonomy places the organism in Eukaryota, Metazoa, Arthropoda, Insecta, Diptera, Culicidae. Gene Ontology annotation, molecular function: zinc ion binding.